Messenger RNA from Nezara viridula (southern green stink bug), 1467 nucleotides. The record is from the annotation of a GenBank genome assembly. NCBI's taxonomy places the organism in Eukaryota, Metazoa, Arthropoda, Insecta, Hemiptera, Pentatomidae.
AUGAAGGGUGAAGUAUUCCCGAAGGGGGGGAAUGUUGAAAUAGAACAGGUCCAGUUCCCAGUGUUCGGGUACGUGUACCUGGUCCUCACGGUGCUGAUACAGUUCGUCUGGGGCGGCAUGAAGGCAGCCAAGAUCCUCUUAUUGGUGGAUGAACUUGAGUUCAGCGAGAACGAAGCGGUCAUCAUCAUCCACUUGCAGGCUUCGCUGAUGGACUUGGUAAUGUGCGUCGGUAACAUCUUAGCGAACCUCUACUGCGGUCCGUACUUCACCUGCGUCUUACAGGAUCUCUUAAAGGCACUCUUCACCUGCCCGGUGUGCACGCUAUCGACGAUGGGAAUCAUGGAUCUCAGUAGUCGGAGGUACUUGUAUGUAUCUGGACAGGUCCUGGGAAUCUUCACAGCCUUCGGAAACAGUUGCGUGGCUACUUUCCUCGCUAAUCAGUUCGACACGGAUAACUACGUCAAGUUCAACAGGGCUAUGCUCGUCUUGACCUUGGUCUGCUCGGCGAUAGGUAUAUUCACCAUACCACAUUUGAUCCAAUAUUAUCAAUGCUUUUGGACGGAAACUUGUUACUCAAUGGUGUGGAUAUGCGAGUGGGCCUUGUGUAUAACCACAUUAUUGGUUUUUUUGAUUUUAUAUAAGAAAUUGCAACAUAAAAGGCCUAAAUACAGUAUAAAUUACAUGCUGUUGAAACUUACACGCGAUGCGUCUAAAAAGAAGCAACGAGAGGCGAAAUCGGGAACGGUGCGUGAUAGACCACUAUUGGAGUAUUCAGAUCUGUACUCGCCCCAGUUCAGGAGGGACGCUCAAAAGAUCCUGUCCAUGUGGACUUUUUAUUUACCAUUGGCUGGUUACUGGGCCCUCCAUUCCCAACAGGCGACUACUUGGAUCCUUCAGGCCAAGAGGUUAGACGGGAAUCUCUUUGGCUGGUCCACCGUCUUGCCGAACGAGCUGUGGGGUCUGAUACCGCUUACAGGAAUAGUAGUGCGUAUGAUGGUUCAAACGUUUAAGGAAGACACUAAGUACCCUCUGAGGAUGACUGUGGUAUCUCAGCUGAUAAUGGGCAUUGCCUUCCUGUUAGCCGCCAUAUUGGAAAAAUACAUCAUGGACGCAGAGGAUUAUAAAGUGCACAUGGUCUGGGCACUCCCCCAGCUCCUCUUAGUCUCCAUCUCGGAUAUCAUCCUCGUUUCAUCGUACCGCAAAUUCAUAAUUCGGGAAGUUCCCCCAAAUUUCCGAGGAGUCACCCAGACUCUUUUCGUCUUGUCAAGGUGCCUCGGCAACGCCAUCGUCGUUCUCGUAAACUUAAUGGAGAUGCAUACAGGAUUUCCUAAUCGUCUGGGACAAUUCAUCAUCUAUGCCAGCGUCCUAAACGUAUUUCUAAUCAUGUUUACAGUGCUCAACAGAAAAUUUGAACGCCUCCUCCGGAGGGAAAGAGAUUCUAUAAUCAGGUCGUCCACAAGUAACUAA